Alligator sinensis (Chinese alligator) is the source of this 2070-nucleotide messenger RNA. It is a transcript of the gene VPS36, whose product is annotated as vacuolar protein sorting 36 homolog. Gene Ontology annotation, cellular component: late endosome membrane; ESCRT II complex. Gene Ontology annotation, molecular function: phosphatidylinositol-3-phosphate binding; ubiquitin binding. Gene Ontology annotation, biological process: protein transport to vacuole involved in ubiquitin-dependent protein catabolic process via the multivesicular body sorting pathway. Bases 1 to 1152 code for a protein of 383 amino acids. The transcript is spliced from 15 exons. The record is from RefSeq and is a predicted model, not a curated record. NCBI's taxonomy places the organism in Eukaryota, Metazoa, Chordata, Crocodylia, Alligatoridae.
AUGGCCACCAGCGGGCUGCUGGAGAUCGGCGAGAGCCUGGUGCUCCAGCAGCGCGGCGUGCGCCUCUAUGACGGCGACGAGAAGGUGAAGCUGGAGGCCGGGGCGCUGCUGCUGAGCACACACCGCCUGCUCUGGCGGGAUCAGAAGAACCACGAAUACUGCAUUGCUAUUCCUCUUUCUCAAAUUGUCUUCAUUGAAGAGCAGGCAGCUGGAAUAGGAAAAAGUGCCAAAAUUGUGGUUCAUCUGCACCCAACUUCUUCAAACAAAGAUCUUGGUCCAUUCCAGAGCAGUAUAUAUUCCUACAUCAAACUUUCCUUCAAAGAACAUGGUCAGAUUGAGUUCUAUAGGCGCUUAUCAGAAGAAAUUACACAACAGAGAUGGGAGAACAUGCCAGUUUCUCAGAGCCUCCAAAUUAGCAAGGGUGCACAGGCAGGAAGAAUAAGAGCUGUAGGAAUUGUAGGCAUUGAAAGGAAAUUAGAAGAAAAGAGAAAAGAGACUGACAAAAAUAUUUCUGAGGCUUUUGAAGACCUCAGUAAACUAAUGGAAAAGGCCAAGGAAAUGGUGGAAUUAUCCAAGUCAAUAGCUAACAAAAUUAAAGAAAAACAAGGUGACAUCACAGAAGAUGAGACUAUCAGGUUUAAAUCCUAUUUAUUGAGCAUGGGUAUAGCUAAUCCAGUCACCAGGGAAACCUAUGGAUCUGGUACACAUUACCAUAUGCAACUGGCAAAACAACUAGCUGGAAUCCUACAGGCACCAUUAGAGGAACGAGGGGGAAUCAUGUCACUUACAGAGGUUUACUGUCUUGUAAAUCGUGCUCGAGGAUUGGAGUUGCUUUCACCUGAAGAUUUAGUAAAUGCGUGUAAGAUGUUAGUGUCAUUGAAAUUACCCAUAAGACUUUGUGUGUUUGACAGUGGUGUGAUGGUAAUUGAACUCCAAUCUCACAAUGAAGAGGAAAUGGUUGCUUCUGCUUUAGAGACAGUAUCUGAAAAGGGUUCUCUCACAGCUGAAGAAUUUGCCAAGCUGGUGGGAAUGUCGGUUCUUUUGGCCAAAGAGAGACUGCUGCUAGCUGAAAAGAUGGGACAUCUUUGCAGAGACGAUUCAGUGGAAGGCUUGCGAUUCUAUCCAAAUCUAUUUAUGACACAAAGCGAAUGAUUUUGUAGUUCAUGCCUAUUUAUCAUGUAAUUGCUAAACACAAGAGAUCAGAGGGAUAAAGCUCUUCAGAUAUUCCUGAUUUUAAGAUUUUGUUUUAUUACUCAAACUGACAGUGGUGCAUAUUGUGAUGUAGAACAGUCCUCAGGUAUUUCAAAUGCUGAAUGAUCCUGUAGGAAUGAAGAAGGGCCCUCCAGAAGGUAACAGGAGCCCCAGAGUCAGAAUCAUGUUACUGUCUCAAAUUGGCUAGCUGUCAUACAUACUUUACUUGAUAUGUGACUUGAUUUUCCAUUUCAAGAAAAGGAAGGAAAUAUCCUCUGUGGUCUGUUUGCAAAGGCAGAUACAGAACACGGAGAACAUUUGAUUUACUGCCUACGUGUUCUCAAAAUUCAGAAAAAGUGAGCUUCUUCUGCAUACACUCCAACUUCAGCACAUAUUGUGUCUCUAUGAUUUCAUGUUAGAUACACAUAUCCAUAGAAAUGAGGAAUGUGAUGCUGGUACAUCCUAAGUUAUACAAAACAAAUAUCUAUGAUCCCUUGUCCUGAAGACUGUAGAAAACAUUUUUAGAGAGUGUCCUAAAUUUGGGAUUAAGAAUCCCAGAGUUCUUUAUACUUAUAAAUAACCUGGGUUAAGAACAACUAACCUAUGAUCUGAAAAUCUAGAAAACAUGGUGUAUACUAUGUUACAAAUUAUGCCAAAUAUACUGACCCAGAACCACAGUGAGUGCAGAUUUCUUCCCUUUCCCUUUUUUUGUCCUUCCCCCUUCAUUUCAUUAUGUUCAUUAUGUUGCUGCUUUUGUGACUUCCCACCCACUCCUUUAGACAGGUUGAGGGUAGUUGGUUUGCCCAUCACUCCAUCCUGUUCGGUGGUAUCAUUAACUGUUUUUCACUUUAAUAAAACGUAAUUCCUUAGAUACAUCCA